AUGAAGUCAUCACCGGUAGUGAAUCCUAGUCUGCACCGGAGGAUAGACCACAACUCUACAACCCAGUGUAUACAUAUCACCGGCCAGCUACCAUUUUGGGUCGCGCAGCCCAAACGCGUUUCUCCACCCUCUCAAGUCGCGUCGCGUCGCAUCCUGCAAAACUCCAUGCAGAGCGGGAUGGAUGAGUCUGAUUCAACAGUACCCACCGUCAACUUGCUGGAUCUCAACGAUCAUUGGAAGGAAGCUCUUACUAGACCUGCUGGAUGGCGCCCAGAACCUUUUGUCUGUGGAAGAAAACUUUGGCUUCAGGCCUCGUAUUACAUGAACAUCCUGCGCCACCGAUUUUUCUUGGAGGUAAUAGAGAAAUUCUACCCUGAAGGUGUCAGGCUGCCUGUGACGACCCUUCCUGCACCAACAAAAAUGACCCGGCAAUGGGUUUCGAGUAUCCUGGUCAGCUGGGGGUACCAGGUAUAUCAUCUGAACGGGAUGAGACCGGCCUCAGAAGUUAUGCUAGAGAAACUCCUCCAGGACCACCCAAAUGUGUCUGGGAGCUACGAUUGGGAGGGUUGGCUGAAGACGGCGAACCCCAUCAUGAAAGGCUUAUACGGGAACAUGCCUGACCCCAUAAAACACCCUCUGGAUUGGCAAUGCGUAUUGCUAGAGUCCGACCUCAGCGGGAAUCCACCAGCACCUAUGGUGGAAUCCAACCCGGCCAGCUGGCAAUUAUGUUUGGAGACCGUGAUUAAAGAGCUGGAUAAGCAUCAGCCUGGUAGUUCCCCUGAGGUGCCCAUGGAGGUGGAUCCCCUGACCGUCCAACCAAGCUCAUUCAAGCGUCCACAUCCAAGUCCUCCCAAAACAAAAGACGUCAACUUCCCAAGGUUUCAUCUGGGCGUCAUACAUCUGAGAGGACAGCCCCUCCUAGCUAUGCAGCCAGGGCAGCCAAUAGCUUCAGGAUCUUCGUCUGGGAACGUCAGUGAGCCCAACGUCCCCCCAGCUCCUUCCUCAAAUAGUGAGGGACUUUCAUUCAGUGAAUAUAACUCUUGGGGAGUCUGGUUAACCCCAGUAGCGGCCUUGACUGAAAGUGAGCUGCGGGAGCCAAUUGAAGAAGAGGUUGAGAUGCAGGAACCAAUUGAAGAAGGGGUUGAGAUGCGGGAACAAAUUGAAGAAGGGGUUGAGCUGCGGGAACAAAUUGAAGAAGGGGUUGAACGGGGGGAACCAACUGAAAGAUGGUUUGAGCUUUGGGAGAUCUUUAGGAAGCAGAGCUACUCCCAACAACACGAUCAACAACUGUUAGGCCAAAUAUGUGACUUGCAGUUGCAACCAUCCUUUGUCUACCUGGGUCGGUACAUACUUACCACAUGGUCACUAAUUUUGAAUACCAGUCAUAUGCUAAGACAGGCCGCGUUCAUACUCUGGUUCAUCACGUGA
This is a messenger RNA of Suillus paluster, 1428 nucleotides long. RefSeq lists its product as uncharacterized. The record is from RefSeq and is a predicted model, not a curated record. The coding region runs from base 1 to 1428 and encodes 475 amino acids. Lineage: Eukaryota; Fungi; Basidiomycota; Agaricomycetes; Boletales; Suillaceae. The transcript has 10 exons.